AUGAUAGUGGCUCUGAGACGAUCAAAUGUUGUUUUGAGAACAACAGGGACCGUAAGGUUCAAUUCCACAAAGACCAGUGCUACGACUGAGGUCGCCCCAAAGAAACGGGCAUCUCUAGCUCAGAUCAAAAAGGAGAGAAAUAAACUCGCUGCCUCGUCGUUAAAAGACGUGUUCUCGAUUUUGAGUCCUACUGGAAAUGGUGACGACGACGAAAUCCCUCAAAAUUUCGAUGUUUCCGAGAUAUACGCCGAUACUUCCAGUUUUCUGAAAGCUCCAUAUGUCCAGCAACAGUACAUCCUGGAAGAGUUGAAAAAUAAGUACUCAAAGAUGAAAUGGACCAGUGUGCCGAAAGAGGUCAAGAGGAUGUUUUACUUUGUGGCAUAUGCAAAUUACGGGCCAAGAGAAGGAUUUCCCAAGGUGGAAGAGAACGUUCCUCCCCCAGAUCUUCCCUUCAAGAUCCCCAGUUUCCUGUACUCAGACGAUCCAAAGAGCACCACCAGAGUGACUCAGACAGCUCCAGUGAAUCUACGAGCUGCCGGUGAUGCAAGGCAGAAACAGUAUGAGAAGGAGACCAAGAUGGACCCUCUUUCGAAGACGGUGAUAUUUCUGGUUAUAGCAUUGACUAUCAUGAACUUCAGAAGGGACAGAAGGGUUCAGAAGUCCAAUGUGGCACCUGUGAACGAAUAUGAGCAGUUUGUGGCCGAGAAGGAGAUGGAGAGGGAGUUGGCCAGAAAGGUAGCCGAGGCCGAGAUAGAGGAAAGGCUGGCUUCAGAGAGGGCAAAGGCCAAGAAGUGGUACUAUUUAUGGUUGCAUUAG
Kuraishia capsulata CBS 1993 is the source of this 816-nucleotide messenger RNA. RefSeq lists its product as uncharacterized. The record is from RefSeq and is a predicted model, not a curated record. The coding region runs from base 1 to 816 and encodes 271 amino acids. The transcript has a single exon. NCBI's taxonomy places the organism in Eukaryota, Fungi, Ascomycota, Pichiomycetes, Pichiales, Pichiaceae.